UUCGUUUCGAUUCAUUUCUAGUAGUAUUGCAUGGUUCGUGUUUCAUACACGUAAAGUGCACGUGAGAGGUUCGGUGCAUCCAGUUUUUAGACGAUAUUAAUUUAAACGUUUGAAAAACAGAAGAAAAGUGUACUUUAAAGAAUUUUCGUAGUUUCCGUGCUUAAUUAAAAAUGUCGUGGCUUCUUGGUUAUCGUAAUACGCAACCACCACAAGAUUUCUCUCAAUUUAUUCAACCACCGGCAUCAUCGGGCUCAGACGGUGGUGGAGAUGGUUCUAAUUCGAAAAAUUUAAUGAAAUCUCAAAUGGAAGCUUACAGAUUCGACUCGAGCGCAUUGGAAAGAGCGGCUGCAGCUGCCAAAGAACUUGAAAAAUCUUCUCAUGCUGCUCAAGCUUUGGAACUUUCAAAAAUGCAAGAGGUGACUAAACAAACAGAAAUGCAAACAGAAGUAAAGAAGUACGAAGCUACCAUUGAACAAAUGAAAGUUGAUCAAAAACGCAUAGAAGGAGAAGAGAAACGUAAAACCUUGCAAGAAGAAACAAGGCAGCAUCAAGCAAGAGCUCAGUAUCAAGAUCAGUUGUCUAGAAAACGAUACGAUGAUCAGUUAGCGCAGCAACAAAGAAUGAAUGAUGAAAAUUUAAGAAGACAAGAAGAAUCGGUAGCUAAACAAGAAGCUAUGAGAAAAGCAACUAUCGAGCACGAAAUGGAUUUGAGGCAUAAAAAUGAAAUGAGAAAGUUAGAAGCAGAGCUUAAAGCUAAAGCAAAGAUUGAUAGGGAAAAUCAAGAUCUUAAUUUAGAACAAAUUAGACUUAAGGCAUCAGAAAAUAGAAUUACUGUCUUAGAAUCUAUAAAAACUGCAGGUUCGGUACUUGGUACUGGAGCCAACGCUCUUUUACAAGAUUGGGAUAAAAUUCUUGCUGCUGCUGGUGGUUUAUCUCUAUUAGCUUUUGGCGUGUACUCUGCUAAGGGAUCAACCAGUAUAGCUGCACGCUAUAUUGAAUCUCGUUUAGGAAAGCCAUCUUUAGUACGUGAAACUUCUAGAUUUACAGUAUUGGAUACUGUAAGACAUCCUAUACGAGCUAUUAAAAAACUGAAAGAUAAGCAAACCGAUGCUUUAUCUGGUGUAGUUUUAGCCCCAAAACUCGAAGAAAGAUUACGCGAUGUGGCGAUAGCUACGAAAAAUACUAAACAAAAUCGUGGAAUGUAUAGAAAUAUAUUGAUGCAUGGCCCACCUGGUACUGGUAAGACUAUGUUUGCUAAAAAGCUAGCAGAACAUUCUGGGAUGGAUUAUGCAAUUGUGACGGGCGGUGAUCUAGCACCUUUGGGAAAGGACGGUGUUACUGCGAUACAUAAAGUUUUUGAUUGGGCAACAACAUCUAGAAAAGGUCUUUUAUUGUUUAUCGAUGAAGCGGAUGCUUUCUUAAGAAAAAGAUCGAGCGAACAUAUAUCGGAGGAUUUAAGAGCAAUGUUAAAUGCAUUCUUAUAUAGAACCGGCGAGCAAAGUAAUAAAUUUAUGUUAGUUUUGGCAUCAAAUACUCCUGAACAAUUCGAUUGGGCAGUAAAUGAUAGAUUGGAUGAAAUGGUGGAGUUCAAUCUUCCAGGUUUCGAAGAACGCGAGCGUUUAGUUCGUCUUUAUUUUGAUAAAUUUGUUCUUCAACCAGCCAUCGAAGGCAAGAAAAGAUUAAAAGUAGCGCAAUUUGACUAUGGUGCUUUAUGUACUAAAAUGGCGAAAAUAACAGAAGGAAUGUCUGGUAGAGAAUUAGCAAAACUUGGUGUUGCAUGGCAAGCAGCGGCAUACGCGUCUGAAAAUGGUGUCUUAACAGAGCAAAUGGUGGUAGAUAGAUGUAUGGAAGCUAUUAGACAACAUAAACAAAAGGUGCAAUGGCAAAGCGAGCAAGAAAAACAAGAAUCCAAAUCUAUUUAUGCAGCUGAAGAGAGUAGUAUAAAAUCAAUGGAAUCAAAACCUCCAGCAAUAGAAGACCAUACAGAAAGAAAAGAAGAAGAAAGGACAAUUGCUGCAGCUUAAUUAAAAACAUGCAUAGAUUGAAAAAUAUUAAACGAUUGAUGUAUAAAGAUUAGUUCCAAUGGUUGCAGUGACAAGUACAAACAUCAUUAAUAAAGAUAAUAUUCAUUUUAGUUGUAUAUCUUGCAUUUUUUAAAUAAGCUACAAGAAUGAUUAAAUUGUAAUAUUAUAUUAUUAUUUCAAUUGAUAAAUAUCACUUUAAAAAUA
This is a messenger RNA of Polistes canadensis, 2228 nucleotides long. It is a transcript of the gene bor, whose product is annotated as ATPase family AAA domain-containing protein 3. Gene Ontology annotation, cellular component: mitochondrion. Gene Ontology annotation, biological process: mitochondrion organization. NCBI's taxonomy places the organism in Eukaryota, Metazoa, Arthropoda, Insecta, Hymenoptera, Vespidae. The record is from RefSeq and is a predicted model, not a curated record. Bases 171 to 2024 code for a protein of 617 amino acids. Gene Ontology annotation, molecular function: ATP hydrolysis activity; ATP binding; zinc ion binding. The transcript is spliced from 4 exons.